Tuber aestivum (summer truffle) is the source of this 2775-nucleotide messenger RNA. The record is from the annotation of a GenBank genome assembly. NCBI's taxonomy places the organism in Eukaryota, Fungi, Ascomycota, Pezizomycetes, Pezizales, Tuberaceae.
CUAAGUUACAAACCAGGAUAUCGAGGCACACCCUUCGGGAUUGCGGCGCCGGGCAACGAAACUACCGGCAGUCCGCUCCGAGAAUUGCUACGCAACCCCACUCUUGUUGUUGACCUUCCUUUCCUUCCCUCUGUCCCCUUCCUUCCAUCAUUCCUCCCCCCACCCUAUAGAUGGUGCGUCAGCGUCCGCCAAACAAUAUCUCGUCGCCCCGCGCCGAAAAGUCUAGAAUAAACAAGGGGAAACACCGUGCAUGACUAAGAUGAGGGCGCAAGAUAAAUCAAGCAAGAUGCAACCGGUAACGUGAUAAGGAAAUAAGCAACAGAACAAAGGGUUGCAGGAAAGUAAGAGCAGAAGUGAAAGGACAGGGGUUGCCCAAAGACGCACUGUACUGUACCCGUAAAAGGAACAUAUGAAAUAAGAAAGGCAAAAAGGCCGGUAAACUCGCGGAUGGAUCUACCUGAGGGGGGAACCGCACGAUUUAGUUCGCCCAGUAGCUUUGAGCCAAACAUCGCACCACCGGUAUGCAUUGUGCGGCGGUAUUCACACAUACGAGCACAAUACGUACCGGUCCUGCACUGCAGUCCAAGGCGGAGCCGGACGGCAUAAACUAACUGCAAGACAAUCCGCCAGCGAAUUUCGGGAGAUAUCAGGACUCCUCCAGACCGAGGUCCAGCAAAGGCGUAUAUAUAAGCCUUGGCGCCAAUAUGUCGGUAUAUCUUUGGUUGGGAUUGAUAAAAGUUGGAAAGGUGGCAAAUAGAGACAGUUCGGUCCCUCUCGCUCGUAUGAGCACCGGUACCUCGAGCACAUAGCUUACUCGUACAUACAUCUCGGCCGAUUCGUGCACUCCCGAAUGAAAGGAAGGAAAAAGUAACCGUACCCUACCGGUUCUCGUACAGCACUCCGCGUGGAUCGCCACGGUAAUGCUUCGCUUUGGCAAUAUUCGCGCGCCGCGGCCGGUACGGUACCGGCAGUGCAAUAAAGGGAACGACCCAAGGGAAAGGAUGAUACAAAGGAAAAAUCCCUUGGAAUGCGGAAUUCGACAUCUGCACGAGCCCACAAAGAUGCUUUCCUCUCCAAUGAUACCCUCACUUUCUGGGGGGCAAUUCCGCAUGGUUCAUUGAAACCUGAGAUUGCUUGUACCGGUAAUUGAAGCAUUUCUUUAUCGGCAUCGAGGUUCCCAUCCAUGAUACAUCUACCGGUAUCCAUGCAUUGACUAUGUACCGACCCCACAUGCCCGUCUUUCAGCUGUUCACGCACCCCGAGUCCACAGAGAACUCCUUCAUUCUUCCACCGCCACCAUCACCGCCGCGAUAUGUCCUGCGCAACAAUGGCAGAGGUAAGAAGGAAAGAAGGAAUGCAUCAAACAACCCUUGAAGCCAGCCACAACAAGCAAAGAAACAGAAAGGGUCAGAGAAAGAAAGUAAAGAAAGAAAAACGAAAAGAAAGAAAGAAAGGAAAGAAGAAGGAGGAGAGAAAAGAAAAAACCGAGAGAGAGAACCCUCCGCAAAAUAUGUUUAUGAUAUAUCACCCAAAACCAACCCACCGGACAAUGUCCAUGAUCCUGAAACCUCCUUGCCACCCUCCCUCAACUCCCUCGCCCCUCUUCUAAGAUACCCGUUUGUUAUUCCAACUUCCGUGGAGUUGUUAUUUUUUUUCACUUUUUCUUCCCUUUGGAAAAAGGGGGGAGGGGGAAAGAAGAAAGACGUUGCUUAGCUCGAUUGGUCCAGAUCGAACGGCUUCGGGAUGCCUAUGCAAUGGAAUGACCAAGCGGACGCUAGGGUAUGUUUCCCCCCGACCAACCUGGAUCUUUUUGUGGCUGUUUUUUUUGUUUUUGGGUUCUCAUUUCUUCUUUCACGAGAUAACUAUUCGUGUGCUGUAUCCUGUGCAUAGCACAUAGCCUCUGGACUGAUAGAAAAGAGUGAGGGGUGAGAGUUUUUCGCAGAGGGGCAGGUUCAAGGCUGACAUGGCAUCUAUGGUGUGGCGGUUUGUGAUGCAUGGUGCGUGCUUCCUACAGCUAUUCGCCAACGUACUGAAGCAUCACGUUGUCAAACUCGAUUACCAGCAACUGGCUAGAGCCAUGGGAGACAGUUUGUCAUUCUCUCUCCUCCCCUAUCCACCCUAUUGACAGCCCUCGCAGAUGUAACACCAAAAGCAAUAUCCCACCGGAUCGCCAAGAUCAAGGAAAAGGCUCAAGCACACCGCAAUAGAUGGGACCCGUAUGUCAGGCUCGUAGCCUCCCCCAAACGCGUCACCAGUCUGAAGCCUGCACCGAUAGGUAUGCUCAACGAGGAGGGCGACGACGAGGAGGGUAAGGGAUUCAUGUAUCUAAAGAGCGAGGAUGAACAGCCGUUUUCUGCUAACCUUGGAGGCGUGGAUGGAGGAGGGGUGGUGGGUGGCCAGAUACUUAGCAUUGACGAGAGUGGUGGUGGCAAUGUUGGGGAUGCGGUUGUUGCCGCGCCGGAUCAUGGUGAGGGUGGUGAGGGUGGUGAUGGUGGUGAUGGUGAUGAUGGUAGAAAUUAUUUGCUUGGGGUAGAUGGACAGGGGCACUGGCCCGUCCCUGCUAGCGGGUUUGAGGCUUACGGAAUGAACGAGACAGCCAAGGGGAUGGUGGGCAGAGAUGAGGCUAUGAUUCAUCCCUCAUAUGAAGCACCGUCCUCGUACCCUUCUGCGACUAUCGUCGACGAUGAUGAGCUUCCUCAGAAUGGGGAUGAGAGUGGCAGUAGCGGAGAUGGGGGCUUCUGUGACGAAGGAGCAGUUAUCGAGAAUAAUGCUUAA